Tarenaya hassleriana is the source of this 941-nucleotide messenger RNA. RefSeq lists its product as uncharacterized. The record is from RefSeq and is a predicted model, not a curated record. Lineage: Eukaryota; Viridiplantae; Streptophyta; Magnoliopsida; Brassicales; Cleomaceae.
AUGUCAUCCAGGCAAUACGCAGCGGAAGCUCGAAGUAAACGAUUCGGAUCAUCGGAAACCCGGAGAAGACCGCCGAGGAUCGGGAUUGUCCGACACAGGACAUCCUCGGGAGCUCGAUUCGUCAAAUCGGCUAACUUCAUGACGGGUCUCGCCCGAAUCGAAUCGGGGCCAGACGAAAUUUCAUGCUCGAAGCGAUUAAACGCGAAUUGUGCUUGUGUGUAUUUGUUGGAGGUCUUUAGUGCAUCGACAUGGAUACGAGAGUGUAGACGGGUGGUUGUUCAUUCAGGAGGGUUAGGGUUUAUAGUCUACGCGCUAAAGGUCGGGACUUUGGCAUGGAGAGAGAGAAGGGCACGACGAUUGCUUGCUGAAUCAGGGCUGCUAAUGGAGUUUACUAGUCCUGUUGCUGAGGCCGGUGCCAUUCCUCUAUAUGCCCAGCUUCUUUCGGGACACAAUCCGAUGGAGAAAGAUAUUAUAGAGGAUGUGUUCUGUAUACGGGCUUGCGGCUAUAGCUGAGAGCAUUUGAUGAGGAUCUUGAGUGAAUGUGAUGAUGAAACCAUGAUUUCGGCUUCUGAUGUAUUGUAGAAUCUUGUGGUUGGGUAUAAGCAUUACGUAUCUGUUAUUAGAAACUCUGGCGUGAUUCUUUCGCUUAUUGAGCUUCUGAGAGUUGGAAACCUUGAAUUCAGGGAGAGGAUUCCGGGAGGCAUUUGCUCAGUUGAGUUAUAAUGCAAGAGAGCAUAUGGCUCUUGCAGAAUCGGGAUUCUAUUCUAAUUUUGAUUGAUGGUUGGGGAUGAGUCGGAUAUGAUGUCUUCCUCCAUUUGAGAAGAUGGCAAAAACCAAACCCUUUGUCGGGCAGAAAGGGGGAAGGAACCCCGUACAGCAAUAACCAGUGCUAACAAAACCAAUCUUCCUUUCACAAGAUUAUGCAACCGGUGGUCGGACCG